Messenger RNA from Glycine soja, 1434 nucleotides. RefSeq names its product rRNA-processing protein UTP23 homolog. The transcript has 7 exons. Lineage: Eukaryota; Viridiplantae; Streptophyta; Magnoliopsida; Fabales; Fabaceae. Gene Ontology annotation, molecular function: small ribosomal subunit rRNA binding. Bases 175 to 1032 code for a protein of 285 amino acids. Gene Ontology annotation, cellular component: nucleolus; small-subunit processome. The record is from RefSeq and is a predicted model, not a curated record.
UUAACAUAAGCGUGGGAUAAGUGUUAACUUAUGCACCCUCGUACAGGCGGCACAGCUUCGUACCCCGUUCUUUUUCUCACUGACAACCCUAACCUAAAGUCUCCGCUGCGCACAGCUGCUCCGCCGUGACUCUGUGGUCGACGGUAUAAAAUUGUGUUAUAUGCAUUGUUGCAGAUGAAGGUGAAAAAGCAGAAGAGGCACAGGAAGAUUUUGACGUUUUACACUGCUUGCUUCGGUUUUCGGAAGCCUUACAAGGUUCUAUGUGAUGGCACAUUUGUUCAUCACCUUCUUGUGAAUCGAAUAACCCCUGCUGACACGGCCAUUGGCAAUGUCCUCAGUGCUACGAUCAAGCUCUACACAACAAGAUGUGUUCUAGCUGAGUUGAAACGACUUGGUAGCUCGUAUUCUGAGGCUCUCGAGGCAGCUCAUAAACUUAUAGUUGCAAGAUGUGAGCAUGAAAAAUGUAAGAGCGCAGAUGCUUGCAUCAUGGAGGUUGUUGGAGAAAAAAAUUCUGAGCAUUUCUUUGUUGCUAGUCAGGACACUGACCUGCGGAAACAGUUGCAAGAGGUACCUGGUGUGCCUCUCAUAUUUGGUCUUAGAAAUGCUCUUUUCCUUGAAUCUCCAUCUGCAUUUCAGCGGCAAUAUGUCAAAACUUCUGAAGAAGGACGAUUACAUAUGACACAGAAGGAGUACCAGAUAUUUAAGGAUAGGGUAAUGAAUAGAUUGACUGGUGAGGAAGCCAACAAUUCCAUUACUGAAAUAAUGGAAAUUGAAGAUUCAGAAGAUCAGACCAUAAAUGUGCAGGCAGUAGAGAAGGGUAUUACCUCAAGGAAUCGUAUGGAAAUCAAGGAUGAACCUCAGUUCAAGAGAAAAAGAGCUAAGGGUCCAAACCCACUUUCAUGCAAGAAGAAGAAAAGUGAAAAACAAAAUAUUGGUCCUUUGAAGGAAACGAAUGAAGACAACACAGUGAAGAGAAGUAGGAAAAGGAAGAGGUCACAUAAACAAAAAAUGGCAACAGAAACAAGCAGUUAGGUCCAUAUAUAUAUAUAUAUAUAUAUAUAUAUAUAUACACAGUUACAAAUAGGUAUUUUUAGAAGAGCUCCUUGACUUUACUGCUUCUGUUGAGUCGAGAGAAAAGCAAGUUUUAAAUCCAUGCUGACAUGGAAGGGGAAGUGUAUCGAGAUUAGUUGCUUGUUGAAUUUUAUACUGUGUCUAUUUUGCUGGCUAUCGUAUUUUUACCUACGGAUAGCCAAAUAGCCGUUGUUCACGGUGGAAAUAGAUUCUGAUAUUUAUGAUCUUAAUUAGAGAUGUAAAUAGGUUGGUUUGGAUUGAAUUUGAUCAAAUUCAUGAUUCAAUCCAAUUACAUUUGAAAGGUUUGAGUCGAUUUUUCUAAGAGAAAAAAAAUGAAAUUCAACUCAAAUUAAUUCGUUUGUA